CGUUAGGGUCCCGCUGCCGGGCAGGGCAAGGGGGGCGAUCCCAGCUCUCUUCGCUUUGAGAGGAAGGGGUGUCCCAGCCAGCCUUACCCCACAAGAGAUCUCGGCUCGGACCAGGAAGCCCCGGCUCCAUGGAAAGGAUCCCCAGUGCCCAGCCUCCGCCACCCUGCCUGGGCAAGCUAGCCGCGCUGGAGAGCAACGACAUGCCCGGGUUGGACUUUGCUCACAUGUAUCAAGUUUACAAGCCCAGAAGGGGACUAAAAAGAGGCGAUGACAGUAAGGAGACCUAUAAGUUGCCCCACAGGCUGAUAGAGAAGAAAAGACGUGAUAGGAUUAAUGAAUGCAUUGCCCAGCUGAAAGAUCUUUUACCAGAACAUCUCAAACUUACAACAUUAGGACACUUGGAAAAGGCCGUCGUUCUUGAACUUACCUUGAAGCAUGUCAAAGCACUAACCACUCUCAUUGAACAGCAGCAGCAGCAGAUCAUUGCUCUCCAGAAAGGUUUACAUGCUGAUGAGCUUCCCACAAGGAGCCUCGAUUCUAGCCAGGAGGUGUUUCGGUCUGGUUUCCAGAUGUGUGCCAAAGAGGUGCUCCAAUACGUGGCCAAACACGAGAACGCCAAGGAGCUGAAAUCUUCCCAGCUCAUCAGCCACCUACACAGAAUGGCUUCUGAGGUUCUGCAGAGUGGAGCCAGCAGGAAGCCUGGAGAUGCUGCCCCUAAACUUAUGGACCUGAAGGAGAAAUCCGGCUCUCUGACCAAAGCUGCUGAGGCACAUGGGAAAAACUGUGUGCCUGUGAUUCAGAGGACUUUUGCCCACUCCAGUGGAGAGCAGAGUGGGAGCGACACAGACACAGACAGUGGAUAUGGGGGAGAACUGGAAAAAAGUGACUCUAAAUCCGACCCACAGUAUUUUAAAAAGGACAGUGAGCUCAAGUACACUGUCCAGGAGAGGAUCAGUUCCAUCAAACAAGAGAAUGACGACCCACCAGCCAAAAGGCCCAGGAUGGAAAUGUCAGAAGACGAAGAGCAUUUUAGCAGUGACCUGCUUGGCUCUUCUUCGAGCAGUUUCUUGGGACCUCAUCCUCACCAGCCUCCUCUGUGCCUGCCUUUCUACUUGAUUCCACCUUCUGCGACCGCUUACCUGCCUAUGUUGGAGAAGUGUUGGUAUCCGGCCUCGGUGCCCGUCUUGUAUCCCAGCCUCCCAGGUUCCACUGCAGCGCUUUCAGGGUUAAUGAGCCCAGAUAAAAUUUCUUCUCCUUUGCUAAUGCCUCAGCGACUCUCUUCUCCAGCACUGUCUCAUUCCCCCAUGGACUCAACUGCUCUGCUUCAAGCUUUGAAGCAAAUGUCUCCUUUGAAUUUGGAAACCAAAGACUAAACAUGGAGUGACUUUCUCGUGAGAUGCGUUUUCUUUUUGGUUGAGUCUCAGAUUAUUUCGGGGCUUUUUUCCCCUUCCUAAACUGGCUGAACCGAAAAGCAGAGAGGUGGGGCUGAUCAUUUUAUGUAUAGGGAAACUAAGUCCUCCCUUGCUUUGACUGCCCAGGAAAUAUAGGAAAGACCUCAAAGAUGCACCCAAGUUAGUGAAAGAGAGAAGAGGGUUGUUGUUGUUGUUGUUUUAAAUUUUUUAAAAGAUGAUCUGAUGUGCUUUUUCUUUCUGCUGUCUAUGGGGCAACACCUGAUUUAGUCAGCUAGGAUUAUAUUUCGAAGCUGUGAAAGAAAACUAAAAUGUUAGGAUCUGACUAUAAAAGCAUGGUACUUCUGAUGAGGACUUUUCAAAGUAAUGGCCUAGAGAGCCAAGAACUGGAGCUGAAGAGAAUGGUGUCUCCACCCUGAUGCCGCCAAUAUUUGAGUUCUUCACACACGCACAUACACACCCCUAUUGAAUCAUUGUUAUUCAUUCUGCUGGUAGCAGUCACUGGCUGGUAGAGCACCGUUAGUGAGUCGGGGAGAUUUUGAGAUGGGUUUCUCAUCCCAUUUCUGCUUAUUUUCAAAUGCUGGCUGGAUGUUUUGUGCAGCUUGAGCUGUUAGACAAGGACUGUUUGGGAAGGGUAUUUUGCAGGCCUGGCCCAUGAAUCUCUGUGUCUCACACUAGACGUUGCUUUUCAUAACUGCAAGACAGAAAUGUAGGGCAGCCCAUAGGAAAGCAGAUUGGCUCAAUAGGCAAGUUAGGGCUUGGUCCAGCUCUGAUUGGCAUGAAAUGGUAUCAAACUGGUCCUUUGACCUGGGAAUGGCUUGCCCUUGGCUGUUUUACUCUGGAGCCAGUUCUGUUGCAAGGAUGACAGCAGAGUUGUAUGCUCUGAUGUCCAUUCUGAAUUUGCCCCUUGCAUUGUGGUCUUGGAUGAUAACCAAACCUGUUGUCUGUCUUGCAAGGGAGUUGUCUGUCUUGCAAGGUAACUUUCCCCCUCCAAACGCCAGUGUAAACUGCUGUCUAAAUCAACAGCCAAAACACCUAUUACGAAAUUGCCAAGACUGGAGGCCUUACUUAGAUAGCUCUCUCAGAGCCAGUGGCAGCUGCUGGCACUUGCCUAGGGCCCAUGAGAGUUUGGGAAUCCAGGGCAACCCCUAAUCCACCCUCUCUCCUUCAUUCCUGAUGCUCAGGCAAAGGAGACUGGGUGUGGCACCUCUGCACUAAAACAUGUGGCACUUAUGCACCAAAACAGGGGGCAGUGAUCCUGGCUAUGCUCGGCAGGGAGGAUGUGUGUCAAAAAGUCAGAAUAACCUCCCAGUGUAAUAGACCUUAUUUCUGUUUUAGACUAGAGCAUCUCUCUCUCUCUCUCUCCUCAAAACAAUCCAAAUAAAUGAAAUUGGAGGAUGGCGGGAUUCACCUUUGACCUCUGCCUGAAGCAACUUCUUUACCUUACCUCCUGCUAAGGCUGGCCCUUGAUUCAGGAUCAUAGGAAAUGUUUGAGCAACGCUCUUCCCUGCGGAAGGGCUCUUUCCCAGGUCAGAGCUGAAUAUGGAUUCUCAUGGAAUCCAGAUGUGUUGUUUGGUGCUUCAUAAACCUGCAGAUAAGUAUGGUGACACCCACACACCCAAGAAAUGUUUGGAGUAUUAUGGGAUAUGGAGUUUGCCCAAAUGGAUUGCCAUAUUCACUGCUGGCGUGUGCUUGUGGAAGAGGUGACUACUUCCCCCUGGGACACUUCCUCUACUGAUGCUUGCAUGCUUCAGCACCAAGUUAAGAACUGUGAGAAGUCAUCAUCUGGAUGGGCUUACAAGGCUACCCUAGACUGAAUACAUUCUGCACUGAUGAAUACUCCAUCUGAUUUCAACUAUUUAAAAAUACCAAAAAAAAAAAAAAAUCCAUGUAAAAGGGUAGUGUCAUCUAUAGUUUUGAGAAAUCCAUAGAUCUACUGUUCUUUGAUCUCUUUACACAAUUGCACCAACUGCUAGAAUGCACUAUGCUCAAUUUCAGAUUGUGUUUGACCAUUUAUUUUAUUGUUGGUUUUAAAAACAUUUUUUUGUACACAGUUGUUGCCUUUAUUUGUAAAAUCUGUUAUAAAUAUGAAUGUGUACAUAUAAAUAUAUAUUAUAUGGAUAUGUAAUAUAAGAUGUUUCGGAAGUCUAUUAUUUGUAAAACUACUUGAGUACAAAGAAAGUGGGAAAUAUGAUUGUAUUCCUCUUGUUCUUUUUAAUGAGGAGAAUGUUUUGUUCUUCCUCUAGGGAGAGGUAGAGUGUUUAUAUUUUUGGCACCUUCUUGAAGGUGGGGAUAUUGUAAAUAUUUUUAUCAGAGUAAAUGUUAAGUAGUUGUUUUAAAAAAAAUAAAAUUAUUUUCCUGUGGA
Messenger RNA from Elgaria multicarinata webbii, 3774 nucleotides. RefSeq names its product basic helix-loop-helix family member e40 (gene BHLHE40). Gene Ontology annotation, cellular component: nucleus. Lineage: Eukaryota; Metazoa; Chordata; Lepidosauria; Squamata; Anguidae. Gene Ontology annotation, molecular function: protein dimerization activity; RNA polymerase II cis-regulatory region sequence-specific DNA binding; DNA-binding transcription factor activity, RNA polymerase II-specific. Bases 129 to 1373 code for a protein of 414 amino acids. The transcript has 5 exons. The record is from RefSeq and is a predicted model, not a curated record. Gene Ontology annotation, biological process: regulation of transcription by RNA polymerase II; anterior/posterior pattern specification; regulation of neurogenesis.